Molecule: messenger RNA, 537 nt
Organism: Penicillium argentinense
Lineage: Eukaryota; Fungi; Ascomycota; Eurotiomycetes; Eurotiales; Aspergillaceae
Exons: 4
Coding region: 1-537 (178 amino acids)
Source: RefSeq, a predicted model, not a curated record
AUGGCCCACUAUCGCAUCUUCCCGGUCAAAAUUUUUCGCGCUGCUGUCAUUGGGAUGUUCGUUGAACCUUGGAAGGCAUGGAAUCCGUCAUUCCCAAAGGAGUGCAAUGACCUUCAUGCAACGUACUUUUCCACUGCUGGAAUCAACAUCCUGACGGAUCUGGCCAUCCUACUCAUGCCCCUUUCUCUUCUCAUGAAGUUGAAUCUGCAUGAUCGAAGAAAAUAUGCAUUGAUUGCUAUUUUCAUGAUUGGAGCUUUUGCCUCUGCCGCAUCGAUUGUUCGUCUCAAUGCACUCUACAGAUAUACUAUCACAGGCGAUGUGUUCUACGAUGCGAUACAGAUUCUCCUCUGGUCUCAGAUAGAAGUCAACAUCGCCAUCAUCUCUGCCUCCACCCCAUCUCUCCGACCUAUGUUCCCCAGCAUCUUCAAGAGCUCUUCUUAUGACCGUUCCUAUAAUUACCGAAACCAAUCGAACAACAUUUACGUGGCUAUGGUGGUAGCUAUGACACUGGGAGGUCAAACUACUGCCGAUCUUUGA